Messenger RNA from Cyanistes caeruleus (blue tit), 1959 nucleotides. Lineage: Eukaryota; Metazoa; Chordata; Aves; Passeriformes; Paridae. The record is from RefSeq and is a predicted model, not a curated record.
AUGGCUGUGUUAAGUCUUUGUUGUUCUUCUGGAAGUUGAUGAAUUUAGCAGGACCUUGGCUGAGCAGCAGUCUGUGUCAUCAAUUCAUAACAUUUUGUGCAGCUGAUGGCUCCUCCUGUCACUUCCUUAUGUCCACGUCCCUGGCCCUAUGUGCAAUGAGGUUGAGGGGAUCAGUUUGUAAAGAGGCUUUGUUGUUGUUCCUUUGCUGGGGUUGCCCCGUUUUGGGGCCAUCCCCCCUGGAGCAGGGUGUCCCCCCUUGGUGCAGGCGCAGGGCUCAGGCAGGGCUGAGCCAAUCAGAGCGCGCGGCGCUGAUGACUCAUCAGUGUCCAGGCAGAGCCGCAGCUGCCAGCGUUCCCCAGCUGGAGCCCAGCUGCGCCCCUCCCCCCCGGGCCUUGGCGCCCCCCUGGAGGGGAAUUUGGGGAGAUGGGAGGGGGGAGCGCCAAGGCCGGGCCCCCCCGCGCUGUGGUGGCGGGAGCGGCUGCAGUGGGGAGCGAGUGCGGGCGGAAGCGGCCGAGAGCCCAGCGCUGCCCCAGGCCGAGCUGGCCCAGCUGCAUCCGUGCCCCUGCGGUGGGAUGCUGUGGGACUGGGGGGGAAGAGGGAGGCGGCAGUGGGUGCUGGGCCUGGGGGCAGGAGGAGAAGGGAAGGAGAAGCAGGGUUGAAGAACAAAACGGUCUAAGGAUUCACGUGGGAGGAGCAGGUGCAGGAGGAGGAGAAAUAGUAGGAGGAAGAGGAGUGGGAGGAAGAGUAGGGCCACAGGAGGAGGUGGGAGAGAAGGAAGAGGAAGCAGGACAACGUUCCAUUCUCCCUGUAUGUGCAGUUCCAGGAGUGUUGCCCUGGAGGUGACUGGGGAGGGGAUCCACGAUUUUGAUGGGGCUGAAUCUUGGUGUUUCUGAACUUUUUUGGGCUAAAUAUUGGUGCUUUGUUUUUUUGCAGGGGCUGAAUCUUUGUAUUCUGGAGGGGGUUUUGCCUGAAUUUGGUGUUUGGGUAGUUUUUCAUCAUUGUUUUGAUGUUUGGGCUGAAUCUUGGUGCUUUGCUUUGUUACAGACACAAGAUGCCCAAUGACUUCCUGAGAUGAACUUGGGCAUGGAGGAAUCCCCACCCCAAGGCGCUCUCCUCUCCUUUUCCUCCUAACCAGGAAUUUUCAUUCCCAAACUGUGUCCAGAUGGCAGAGGAGGAGAAAAAGCCCCAGAGAUCCUGCAUGAGGAGGGGCUGCAAACCCAGUCCAGGGAGCUGCGAGGAGGAAAGAUCCCCCCAGUGCCAGGAACACGGCCAGAGAUCCAGCCGGAGCUCAGAGCUGGGGGAGAAGCCCCACAAGUGCUUGGAAUGUGGGAAGGGCUUCAGGUACAGCUCCCACCUCAUCCAGCACCAGAGGAUCCACACUGGUGAAAAGCCCUAUGGGUGUGGGGAAUGUGGGAAGAGCUUCAGCCAGAGCUCCAGCCUGAGGAAUCACCAGAAGAUCCACAUGAGAGAACAACACUAUGAGUGUGGGAAAUGUGGGAAGAGCUUCAGAAAUAUCUCUGACCUGAUGAGACAUCAGGUGGUCCACACGGGGGAACGGCCCUACACCUGCUUGGAAUGUGGGAAGAGCUUUGGGUGGAGCGCCGACCUGAGGAAACACCAGCGCAUCCACACUGGGGAGAGGCCCUAUGAGUGUCCUGAGUGUGGGAAGAGGUUUCAGACCAGCUCCAAUGUCCUCAAACAUGAGCGGAUUCACACAGACGAGAGGCCCUUCCGCUGCCCCGACUGCGGGAUGAGCUUCAAACGCAACUCCCACCUCAUCAGGCACCGGCGCAUCCACACUGGGGAGAGGCCCUACGAGUGUCCCCAGUGUGGGAAGAGCUUCUCACGGAGCUCUAACUUGACCCGACACCAACGUAGGCACCAGUAAGGGAAGCCCUGCGAGUGCCCCGAGUGCGGGAAGAGCUUCGUGCGCUGCUCCAGCUCCAUCCCCCAUGGGAG